GAGUUCGUCAGCCACUGUUGUAACUGAGAGAGCAAAAUAAACCCUAAAACCUAAAGAUGGAUGACACUGAGCUACUCGUUAGCAGCGAUCAGAAGAUGGAAGACGCUUCAACCGUAAACCCUACCCCUGCCCAAACCAUCACACCCUCGUCGGAUGAUUCCGGCGAGUCCGAUUCCGAUUCAGAGGACGAGGCCGAGUCGAAUCACCAGAUUGAAGCCCUCGAGUCGGAGCUCUCCGCCAAUCCUUACAACUACGAUGCUUAUGUCCAAUAUAUAAAGCUUCUGAGGAAAACAGCGAACCUUGAGAAGCUAAGAGAAGCAAGAGAAGCUAUGAGUGCUAUGUUUCCGUUGAGUCCUUCUUUGUGGCUUGAGUGGGCACGGGAUGAGGCGUCUUUAGCGUCUAGUGAUAAUGUGCCUGAAAUUGUUAAGCUUUACGAACGGGGACUUUCUGAUUAUCAGUCUGUAUCUCUUUGGUGUGACUACCUGAACUUCUUGCGUGAGUUUGAUCCAUCCGUACAUGGGUAUACACCUGAUGGAGUCUCAAAAAUGAGGAAUCUUUUUGAACGUGCUAUUCCGGCUGCGGGAUUCCAUGUUACUGACGGCAAUAGAAUAUGGGAAGGAUAUAGAGAGUUCGAGCAAGGCAUCUUAGACACUAUUGACAAGGCUGACCUUGAGGAAAGGAAUAAACAGAUACAAAGGAUUCGGAGCAUAUUUCACCGUCACCUGUCUGUUCCGCUGAAAGAUUUGAGCUCCACGCUUACUACAUAUAAGGCUUGGGAGUUGGAACAGGGCACUGACCUUGAUAUUGGAUCUGAUGAUUUGAGUAAGGUUUCUCCCCAGGUUGCUGUUGCAAACAAGAAGGCACUACAGAUGUAUAGUGAACGUGCCCAUCUUGAAGAGAACAUAUCCAAGAAAGAUUUAUCCGACACGGAAAAGUUUCAGCAUUUAAUGAGUUACAUUAAGUUUGAGCAGACGUCUGGAGAUCCUACCCGAGUUCAAGCUAUAUAUGAACGUGCUGUGGCUGAAUUCCCGGUUUCAAGUGACUUGUGGAUAGACUACACCAGCUAUCUUGAUAAAACUUUGAAGGUUGGAAAAGCUAUAACGCAUGCUUAUUCUAGGGCGACUAGAAGUUGCCCUUGGACUGGAGAUCUUUGGACUCGUUAUUUGCUUGCUUUAGAGCGUGGUUCUGCAUCUGAAAAAGAUAUUUAUGAUGUCUUUGAGAAGUCAUUGCAGUGCACAUUUUCCUCUUUUGAGGAGUACCUGGAAUUAUACCUCACUCGAGUAGAUGGUCUGAGAAGGAGAAUGAUUUCAACUUCGAUGGUGGAGACUUUGGAUUAUUCUCUAAUAAGAGAAACUUUUCAGCAAGCAUCUGAUUAUCUAACGCCUCAGAUGCAAAAUACAGACAGUUUGGUGCGUUUACAUGCUUACUGGGCUAACUUGGAACUGAAUAUUGGAAAAGAUCUAGCUGGAGCAAGAGGUGUUUGGGACAGCUUUCUGAAAAAGAGUGGUGGGAUGCUAGCAGCCUGGCAUGCAUAUAUCGAUAUGGAAGUACGUUUGGGGCAUGUAAAGGAAGCAAGAUCUAUUUACCGGAGGUGCUAUACAAGAAAAUUUGAUGGGACUGGCUCAGAAGAUAUAUGCCAUGGAUGGUUGCGCUUUGAAAGGGAGCAUGGAGCUUUGGAAGAUUUUGACCAUGCAGUACAAAAGGUAACACCCCGCUUGGAAGAGCUACAACUGAUAAGGCUACAACAAGAGUCUGCACCUGUCAAACCGUCAGCCGGCGUAAAAGAGCAUAACCCACAAAAGAGUACACGUGAAAAGAGAAAAGCUGGACCGAAUGUAGAAGAAGAGUCUUCUGCUAAGCGGCAAAAGAGUAAAGGUCAAAAGAUGAAUGACGAGGAAGCAGAAGGUAAGACUGCAACUGUACCAAACAAAAUAAGUAAGUCAGAGACUGAAAAAGCAGCUGAUUCAAAGAGAGAAGAGUCAGAAGGCGCUAAACCAGUGAAGCCGAAAAUCUUUACAGACGAGUGUACAGCUUUUCUUUCAAAUCUCAGUCCUAAGGCGCAAGAGGAAGAUAUACGCAAGUUCUUUAGCGAUGUUGGUGGUGUUGCUUCCAUUCGCAUUCUCCAUGACAAAGGCACUGGAAAACCAAGGGGACUGGCAUACGUUGACUUUGUGGAUGAUGAGCACCUUGCAGCAGCUAUAGCAAAGAACAGAAAGAUGUUACUUGGUAAGAAGAUCAGUAUAGCACGGUCAAAUCCAAAGAAGGGUAAAAAAGAUUUCACUCGGCGUGGAAAUGAAGGUUCGGGGAAUUCAAAGGACACAUCCCAGGUUUCUGACAAGGCGAAAGCAUCUCUUGAUGGCGAAACAGAGGGUGAAAAGCGAGGAAAUGAAGUGGAGGUGAGGGGUAAGAACACGUUCGCCAUCCCACGAACUGUUAAAGCACUCGGCUUCACGACACCCAAACCCAUCGCAGUAGAUGAGACGCCAAAAUCAAAUGACGAGUUCAGGAAUAUGUUCCUUAAAAAGUAAGGCUUUGGGCUUUGGUCCCUUCUCUUCUCUUCCCCUGGAUACAACUUUCUUGUUCUUCUUUUCUUAACACACUCUCUGAACCAAUCUUAUGUUGUAGACUGACAAUGUCGCAUCUGAAGCUCUCGUUUGUGUUAAGAUAAUUAGAUAAUUUUCAAUAACUAAAUAUACAAUUUGAAGUUAUUGCAAGAUUACCAUGUUUUCA
Molecule: messenger RNA, 2730 nt
Organism: Brassica rapa (field mustard)
Lineage: Eukaryota; Viridiplantae; Streptophyta; Magnoliopsida; Brassicales; Brassicaceae
Product: squamous cell carcinoma antigen recognized by T-cells 3
Biological process (GO): RNA processing
Cellular component (GO): nucleus
Molecular function (GO): protein binding; RNA binding
Source: RefSeq, a predicted model, not a curated record